Molecule: messenger RNA, 704 nt
Organism: Periconia digitata
Lineage: Eukaryota; Fungi; Ascomycota; Dothideomycetes; Pleosporales; Periconiaceae
Source: the annotation of a GenBank genome assembly
UAACCGUUCGAAAAAUAGCUUCCGCAGCUUCCAUUCUACCCAUUGACACUCGCUAUGUCUUUUGUGCGCGCAGCGACGAGGGCCGGCAGGCUCAGCGUGAAGGUCCCGACCUACCGAGCCACCCCCAUCGCAUGGCAGUCUCAGCGUGCCUUCUCCCAGUCCGUGGCCAGGUACAGCGAUGCGCAUGCUGAGGAGACAUUCGAGGAGUUCUCUGCCAGAUACGAGAAGGAGUUUGACAAGGUCAACGAUGUUUUCGAGCUCCAGCGUAAUCUGAACAACUGCUUCGCGUACGAUCUCGUCCCCUCUCCUUCGGUCAUCAUCGCCGCUCUCCGAGCCGCUCGCCGUGUCAAUGAUUUCCCCUCCGCUGUUCGCGUUUUUGAAGGCAUCAAAUUCAAGGUCGAGAACAAGAGCCAGUACGAGGAGUACCUCCAGGAGCUCGAGCCCAUCCGCGAGGAACUCGGUGUUCCCCUCAAGGAAUUCAUGUAUCCCGAAGAGAAAUAGAAAACCACCGCCCCAUCCUUCCCUUGAUUUCCCCAAUCUUCUCUGGCCAUACAUACCAUCAGUCUACUACCAGAAUUCCCUUUGCCAAAUCCGAUCAGACCCCGGAGUAACUAAGAAAGAAAUACAAAAAACAAGUUUUUCACAUCUCGUCAAAUCUACAUUGUUCAAACGGAAGAAGGUGGUAAAUUCACUAUCUGUAACGU